GCCAAGCAAAUUUUCACACAGGUGGUGAAAAUAUGAUUUUGUUCUUUUUAAAUUGUUUUUUUUUUGUUGUUUGUUUGUUUUUUUUACCUCAUUGCCUCCCAUAAAUCCUGCUUUUCAGAAAGGUCAUUUCAGUUUUAUUUAGGAAAAGAAGUCUUUUCUUUGCCCCCAAAUGCUAAGUUCCUUCCCUGGGAGCCUUGCCAUUAACUGGGUGGCCUGAAGGUCACAAACACAAGCAACAUGGAGACCGGUAGCUGCGAGGUGCUAAUUGACAUCCCCAAAGAGGAACAGUGUCAACAAUCAAUAGAGAAGUCAGAACACUGGUAGAUUUAUGGCUUUGAUUUGAAAAGGUAUGGGAAUGCCCAGCAAUGUUCCCCGUACUCCUGCUGAACGUUAAUGCUUUCUUGAAGACGGUUUCAGACACGCUGCUAGGAUGCUGCCUCCACUCACAGAAGCAGAAAGCUCUGAAGAGUUGCUGAGGCAGAACUGACAUCAUGGCUCGCCUCAAAGCCGCAGCUGGAGCAGCCGCUAACGAUGCCUCACACAGAAAGACACGCUCCUCUAACUCAGGGUUUUAAUGGGAAGUUUCUAAGCCUGAAGCAGCAACUCUGGACCUGGGUGUGCCAUCGGCUGCCUGCAGCGACCAUUGUCAGCUGCUUUGACACAGCUGGUCCGGAAGAAUGGGAACUAAAGAGCCUUGUAACUACCUGUAACUGUUUCUCAGGAAAUGGAUCAAGUGUUUGUUCAGCCAGAUCCAGAUAACUCAGCCCCUGUGGGGUGCAGCCGCCAUGCACACAGCACGCUGAUGAUGGACAAAAGGGAAAGCAGAUCCUGGACCCUGGCUUUCCUGGACCAUGGAUGGAGGACAGCCGGUCCCUUCACCCCUGGUGCCCCUUGGGAACGUGUCAUCAGAUUCUAGCAUGUCUCUGGAGCAGAAAACGACAUUUGCUUUUGUUAUUUUGUUGUUUAUUUUCUUGGGCAUCCUUAUCGUCAGGUGCUUCCGGAUUCUGCUGGACCCGUAUCGGAGCAUGCCCACCUCGACCUGGGCUGACGGGCUGGAAGGCCUGGAGAAAGGGCAGUUCGACCACGCCCUCGCCUAGCAGGGAUGGGCGCGUCUCCUCCUGAGGCAAAGGCUCCUUGCCCUGAUGAAAUUUUACCAAUAUCUGGGCCUGGGACCACAAUUCACUAUUCUGUAAACACACAGUUGGGUUACAGACAUUCGAGGAUGUUAGAAAUGGAGGUUUAUAUUACUGACCAAAAAUAAGAAGGUUUAAAUUUCUAUGUUUGCUCAAUGAAUGAAUAUUGUCGAACAUGUGUGAUUGUGAAAUCAAGAGCAUCAAUACUUACGGAGACUUUGGCACAAAACAAAGCACUACCCUAUUGACCAGAGAAUAGAAGGCUAGAAAGGAUCUGAUAUGACUCUGGUGACACGGCCCAGAAGAGAUUUCCUCGCUCCAGUCACGCCCUCAGUUGGCAUUAUUUCCUGGGCGUCGGGGUCCUGAGCCGAGGGAGGAAGAUUGUGCUAAAUGGACCCAAAGCGGGUCCUUGUUUCUCCUGAAGCAGGGAGCAGUGGGAGAGCUUCGAAGCCGUGGUUCUGUCCUUGGUAAAUAUGAGUGAGAUGAUGUUUUACUUUUCAAAUAAAUCUAAAUACAAAGGCUACAGAGUUUUGAAAACUACUCAGCAGGCCAAGUAUAUUCUAUGUAUUCAUAUUAUUAAUAAUAUGUGUAGAAGUAGCUAUGCAUAACCUGAAUUUACUUUCUUUACACAAAUGAUUGAAAUAUAAUAAUAGGUUGCAAGUGCAGCUUCAAGAUUUUUUUUAAUAAAAAGUGAAUUGUUUUAGAAGAGAAGACUUUAACAGUCAAA
This is a messenger RNA of Microcebus murinus (gray mouse lemur), 1860 nucleotides long. RefSeq names its product cortexin 3 (gene CTXN3). The record is from RefSeq and is a predicted model, not a curated record. NCBI's taxonomy places the organism in Eukaryota, Metazoa, Chordata, Mammalia, Primates, Cheirogaleidae.